AUGGAAACUGUCACCAUCAUUAUCUACUGGGACCUCAUCAGCCAUGAUGAGCUCUUCUCUGACAUCUACAAGAUCUGGGAGAUCAUGGAUGGGCUAUGCCUGGAGGUGGAGGGCAAGAUGGUCAGUAGAACAGAGGGUGCCAUCAAUAACUCACUCAUCGGUGGAAAUGCUUCCACUGAAGGUCCAGAGGGCGAAGGUACUGAAAGCACAGAAGUCACCCGUGUUGACAUUGUCAUGUACCAUCACUUACAAGAAACCAGCUUCACAAAAGCGGUCUACAAAAAGUACAUCAAAGACUACAUGAAAUCACUCAAAGGCAAACUUGAAGAACAGAAACCAGAAAGAGUAAAGCCUUUUAUGACUGGAGCUGCAGAGCAAAUUAAGCACAUCCUUGCUAAUUUCAAUAAUUACCAGUUUUUUAUUGGUGAAAACAUGAAUCCAAAUGGUAUGGUUGCUCUCCUGGACUACCGUGAAGAUGGUGUGACUCCAUUCAUGAUUUUCUUUAAGGAUGGCUUAGAGAUGGAAAAAUGUUAACAAAAUGGAUCUAUCACCUGUCACCAUAAUUGGCUGCUGCUUACCAU
Molecule: messenger RNA, 581 nt
Organism: Mastomys coucha (southern multimammate mouse)
Lineage: Eukaryota; Metazoa; Chordata; Mammalia; Rodentia; Muridae
Product: translationally-controlled tumor protein-like
Exons: 2
Coding region: 1-534 (177 amino acids)
Cellular component (GO): cytoplasm
Molecular function (GO): calcium ion binding
Source: RefSeq, a predicted model, not a curated record